ACGUUCCAGAGGUUGAAGAAGAAACAGAGGAAUACAAUGGAGUGGCCGACGCCGACGACAACGAUGACGAACAUGAAUGAAUACGAGAAGCUCGUGAUUGGAAUGAACAAUCCCAGAGUCGUUAUUGACAAUGUCGCUUGCGCAACGGCGACGAUCGUCAAGGUGGACAGCUCGUCGAGUAAGCAUGGAGCUCUUAUGGAAGUCGUUCAGGUAAUUGCAGACCUCAAUCUCUCCGUCAAGAAGGCCUACUUCUCCUACGACGGCCGGUGGUUCAUGGACGUCUUCUAUAUCACCGACCGAUUCGGCCGCAAGCUCACCGACGAGAGCGUGCUCUCGUGCCUCGAGCAGUCUUUCGAUACGGGGAACGACGAGAGCAGGGGAUCCCACACCGGCCGGGAAAAGCACACGGUGGUGGAGUUGAUCGGCAACGACCGUCCCGGCCUUCUCUCUGAGGUCUUCGCCGUGCUUGCCGACCACAAUUGUGGCGUGGUGGAGGCCACUGUGUGGGUCCGUCACGGCCGCAUCGCAUGCUGCCUCACCAUCAACGACGCGCUCUCCGGCGGGUCGGUGGCGGACGCGCAGCGCCUCCGCCGCGUAGAGUCGCGCCUCCGGCGAGUCCUCGAGGGCGACCUCGACGACGCCCGCGGCGCCACGGCGGUCAUCUCCCCUGCAGCAGUCGCCAGCGCCGACCGCCGUCUUCACCAGAUGUUGCUCGCCGACCGUGAUUACGAGCGCGGCUCUCCGGCGGCACCUGCUGCCGUUUCUAUCCAGAGCUGGGCAGAGCGCGGUUAUUCAGUCCUCAGCGUGCAGUGCCGCGAAAGGCCGAAGCUACUCUUCGACGUCCUCUGCGCUCUGACGGACAUGGAGUACGUUGUGUUCCACGGUGCCGUCGACACCGCCGGCGAUUCAGCUCGCCAGGAAUGUUACAUAAGGCACAACGACGGCACCCCCAUAGGCUCCAAAGAAGAGCGGCAGCGAGUCGUCCGGUGCCUCCAAGCCUCAAUCGAGAGAAGAGCAUCGCCAGGAACAAGAUUGGAGCUCCGAACACCGGACCAGCCGGGGAUCCUCGCCGACGUGACCAGAACCCUCAGGGAGAACGGGCUCCUGGUGACGCGCGCGGAGGUGUCGACGAAGGGCGACGUGGUUUCGAUUGUGUUCUACGUGACCGGCGCCUCAGGGCGGCCGGCGGUUCCAGAGGCGAUUGAGGCGGUCAGGCGGUGGGUCGGCGUGGAUAGACUCACGGUGAAGGAGGGGGAGGUGCAACGCUGGCGGUUGAAGUCGGUCGGUGGCGUGGAAGCUGAGGGAGGAGUUGGAAUUGGGUUGGGGUAUUUGGGUAAUUUUGUUAGGAGAAAUCUGUACAAUUUAGGAUUGAUCAACUCUUUUUCUUAAUUUCCUAUUUUUCUUAUUCAUAAUAAUUGUUUUCCUUGUAAAAUCCAGUAGCAAAACUUUUCCUUGUAAAA
This is a messenger RNA of Zingiber officinale, 1460 nucleotides long. Its product is annotated as ACT domain-containing protein ACR8-like. The record is from RefSeq and is a predicted model, not a curated record. Bases 37 to 1389 code for a protein of 450 amino acids. The transcript is spliced from 4 exons. Lineage: Eukaryota; Viridiplantae; Streptophyta; Magnoliopsida; Zingiberales; Zingiberaceae.